UUUCCAAUUCUCUAUCAAGGUCACAAACCAUUCGUCUAGAGUUGUGCGUCGAGAUCAGGCUGGCUGUUUUGUUAGUUGUGUCCGUCGCAGUUUCAGGGGUUUCUUCUUUGAUCGAAAAAGACGAUCUCCGUUUCUCCUGAAGAAAAGUUAACAAAAGUUAAGCUCUAAUUUGAUUUCGAAUCAAAGAUGGCGCAGUGUCAAACAUGGUAAGAGCAAAGCAGCAACAACGCCUCUAAUGGUCGUCUCUGUUUUCCGAGUGCGUGGUGGUGCCUUCAGCUCGUCUUCUCUCCACUAGUUUUUCGGUGACGGUAGCUCUAGAAUUUUCCCGAAAAAAUCGAGAACGAGAACUUUGGAUACGAUACAAACAGACACAGUUUAAGCAGCUCUUGCAUAAUGUGUGAUCGUGACGGAGGCCACAACCUUGCAGCAAACAUGACCUCGUGACGGACAUGAUUGGGUCAUUAUUACGUGCCAUCGAUCGUGGCCUUAACAAGAAGCAUCCCUAGUAACAAACGAUUGGAAACACAGUGAAUUAUGGACAAAAUGAGCGAGACAUUACCAAGUUCGAGCAGGGAGAUGCGGAAUAGGGCGGAAAAGCAGAGACGAGACAAGCUCAAUGCCUACAUCUCGGAGCUUUAUAGUCUGGUGCCAUCAGCAGCCGCCGCCCCCAGGAAGCUGGACAAGACUAGCACGCUUCGUCUCUCGGCCAAUUUCCUACGAAUCCACCAGAAUGUGGAUUUACGGAUGAAACCGUACAACCGAUGGAAUGCGAUAGCCGGCCACACAAUCUUAGAGAAAUUGGACUCCUUUUUGCUUGUCGUCUCGUGCUGCUCUGGCAAGAUCAUCUACGUAACGGAUCGAGUGGAGAAAUUGCUCGGGCAUGCGCAGGUUGAUAUGAUGGGCUACCAGUUAUCCUGUUUUGUCCACCAGGCAGAUCAAGAUGCAAUCGAAAAACGGCUCAGUGCUUUCGCUACGCAAGUGGCUGCUAAUCCAGAUGCUACAGAUUCUGCCGAUGGACAAGUCUAUUCAUUUGAAUGUCGCCUAGCCGGACGCCAACUCAGUCGGGGCGAACCGACCGUCUAUGAACGUGUCAGCGUCUCAGGGACUUUCCGAGGCCCUCGGAGGAGACGUGACUGGGCUGAUCUCAAAAGCAGUGAUAGAUCUGUGGCAACUGUUCAACAACACAACGACUACAGCGAGCCGCUUUUUAUCGGCUUGGUGCGCAUUCUACAAACAGCCAACACUUUACCUCCACUGACGAUCAUGCAAGCUGUACAGGACGAGUAUGUCACUCAACACACAACCACUGGCACCAUCAUGCAAACAGACCAUCGCAUCGCCAUCAUUGCCGGAUACCUUACCGGCGAGGUGACGGGCAUGUCCGCCUACGAUUAUGUUUACAAGGAAGAUUUAGAGUACACUCUCAAAGCUCAAAGUCUGAUGUUGAGUCGAAGUGAAGGAAUGGUGACUUACCGUCUGAGAACGAGUACGGGUCGUUUGAUUUUUCUACGAUCAAGAGGCUUCAUCCAGUACGAUGAAAACACCAAGGAGAUUAUCAGCUUCUUCUGCAUCAACUCACUUAUCGACGAAGAGCAAGGAAUGAAGGAAAUGCUGGAAAUGCGGGCCAUGUUAGACAAACUUAACAUUGGAACUGUUACGCCAGCGAUAGCGUCAUCGCCAACCAGCACGAUUGAACCGGUUGGAGCAACUUCUACUCAAGAGCCACUUUCUCGUUGUGUUCGGGCUUCAGUGGGGAAACCACCGCCUUCUUUUUCUUCUAAUGGCUGCCACCUUGCGAAUGGGUCUAGGGCCUCGGGCCUGCCUAGACCCAGUAUUAUGCCCAACGGACAUAACAGUUUAUGCAUUUCACCCUCCUCUGAACUUCAGUACUCCCCUUCAGGAUCGUCUUCAUCUUCUUUCAGUGAAGAACGUUGCCAAUCUUCUACACCGCAUUCGCUCGUGUCAUCUCCCAUGGAAAUUCCUAAUUUAGUUGCUGUUUCCUACCCAUUUGCACCCGUACCUUUCCCAUGGCGACCAUCGACUGACUGUUCUCCGAUCACCACGACAUCUAACGGUCACGUUAACGCUAGAGAAGUUAGCAAAUCCCCCGAUGUCGAUCAGAGCGAUCCCCUUGGUGAACCAGGAUCGCUGGCUCUUGCGCUAGAUCAUCAGUGGGAAACGGCUCCCAAUAGUCAGAGCAUGAUCGUUCAGCACAAUGGGCCACAAAGUCAUCAGCAGUCCUUGGUAGCCGUUAGUCCCCUUCAAGCUCAUUUACUUCAGUCAUCGCCAAACGAUAACACAGAACCGAUUCGGCCUACGCUGAAGUCGCCGCCGUUAUCCACCAGCUGUGCUGUUCGAUCUCCCUACCAACAUCAGGAAGAUGCUCUGAAAAUCUCGAUUCCCGAUCGUUGUCCGACGAAUGAACUGAGCCGAAACAACUGUCUCAACGGCUACAUCAUUUGGCCUCAAAAGAUGUCGCCCAAAAAUCGAAAGGAGAAUCUAAUAUUGUCGUACUUGGACGUCGACAAGCAUGCCUACAAACAGCCUGAGAUUGCCGGAACUGACCAGCACUACUUUCAUGGUGAUUUAAAAGUUAAUGCUGGAACCAACAGUGCAUAGCUUUAGCCGUGACGGUUUUGCUAGAGCCGCAACCGGUGUACGACAUUUGGAAGAUUCAGUGACUGACGGUAUGAUGUCAACGAAAGUCUUGAUGACUUGAUGUCUUCUAAUCAGCUGUUUUAUUCAUACGUAUCACUUUGUCCGAGGGAGAAAUCGUGUUCAUUCAUUCGUUUAAAAAGAGGGAAACAAAUCUUUUUUUUUCCUUUCUUUCAAACAGCUAUGUCGGCCGUUAUUCUGAUGCAAAUGUCCAGUUUAAACAGAGUCGAUAGGGCUUGGAUGGUGUCACAGAAUGCGCGGUAUUCUUUAUUUUAAACCAUUACUCUGGUGUUCCUCUCAUCGACAUCUCCCGAUUUCCACUCAUCCUGUUGAUUUAAUUUGCUGCGUUGAUCUCGGGUUUAGUUAAAUCGCACGUUGCGGCGUUGGCUGGGGCGGGGGAGAGGGUGUUGAUGAUGGCACGUUAUAAGGGGUGGUGCUAUCGUACCUUUGAUUUCAUCUCUCGCAAUCGCUCAUUUUUUUUUAUCGGUUUAGUUUGAUUUCGUCAUUUUUUUUUCUUGAUUUCCUUGUCACUAAGAAAUUUGCAUGCAGACUUGGAAUGUUAGAGGAAAAAAAACAUUUUUUUGGUUUUUCUUUGUUUGUAGGGUCAAUGUUAUGCUGAGUUUGAAUUCCGAUUCAAACUUAUAUUUCCCCUCUCCGCUGCCAGAAUCUAUUUCCUCUUCGUCCCUCUAGGCCUACUUGUCCGUGCAGACCAACUUUGCGGCUCGACAUCUGGUUUAAGUGCAAAUAUCGUAUUUGUUUCGAUUUAGAAAAAAAUUCGGAUUUUAAAAACCUUCAUUGUGUGUUCAUAAACCCUAAAUUCCCAUCGUUUUGCUCAAGCAGAAUCACUGCUACGGGAAAAUUCAAUGGUUAACUAUUAGUAACAAUUUUUGGGAAGUAACCUAUAUUAGCUGUAUCGAAAAUUGAAUUUAUUAUAUCAUACCAGUUCUACCAAAACCGAAAAUGUGCACAUGCGCAGUGAGACGUCUAUUGCUCAACGCACUGCGAGCCAUAUAAAAUUCAAGUUCAAUUUGCUGGUAUAGACACAAAAAAAAAACGAUAAUAAAAUCAUGAAAAAAAUGGUACGUGAAGCUGUGUCGCUCAUAAUCUUAGGAUGGUGGUGUUAGACCAACAAGUAUUUCAUUUCUCUCCGAUUGCGAGGCUUAAAAAAAAAAAAUUCGUUUUUCUUUUCUUUUUCUCUUUUUUUAAAAAGACCGUUCCGGUGUGUUCGUGUUUCAGUCUUGACACCUUCGUUGUCAUUAGAUAGUCCAGUUGUGUCAGUUACUGUUAUUUGUUCUUUUUUUUACGGAAUUCGUAAACUAAAUUACGUGGCAGUUGCCAAUUUUAUUUUUAUUUUACCUUUUUUUUGUGUUCGGGGAUGGGGAGAGGAAUUUAAUGCUGUCACAUCAGUACACGUUGCAGCAAUGGUCUACGAUGGGAUUAGUUAAAAAGACACAUGAGAAAACGCACGGGAGAAGCUUUUUUAACUGGAGAAAAACGGUAGAAACGUCACCCACCAUUUGUCGUCAAAAGCAUUAUUCUAUAUUAUAUGUACGGGUGUAUAUUCCCACAAGUGUACACUCUUGUGUGAUUCUUUUUGUUCACUUUUCUCACGAUUGUGUUGUUAUUGCCCCCGUGAAAGAAUAAAGUUUUGUUAUCUUUUUCCUCGUUAUACCCUGAUUUUCAAUUGAGAACAAAUUCGCGUUGUGGUGUUAUGCAUUUACGUUUACGCGAAGUCAAGGACGAAUGUACUAAAGUUAGUUCCCUUCAAGAUGACCGCCUGAAUCAACGGCAACGUCAUUAAAAUAGAAGUAUAACUGCAGUUAAUUUCGCGUUUAUUUGAUUUCCGCACCACAACCCAAACUAACCAAACUUUGAUCUGCAAAAAAACAAACCUUUCAUUCCUAACAAAGAGUAGGAAGGACUGCCCCAGCAUGUCGUACAAAAUGUCACGGAAGGCAAUUAAAAACCUCCCGAGCGUGAGAUGCUCGACCAGAAAAAAAAAAUCAAAGUUUAAUAAAAAUAAA
Daphnia carinata is the source of this 4679-nucleotide messenger RNA. RefSeq names its product neuronal PAS domain-containing protein 2-like. Gene Ontology annotation, biological process: regulation of transcription by RNA polymerase II. NCBI's taxonomy places the organism in Eukaryota, Metazoa, Arthropoda, Branchiopoda, Diplostraca, Daphniidae. The coding region runs from base 535 to 2619 and encodes 694 amino acids. Gene Ontology annotation, cellular component: transcription regulator complex; aryl hydrocarbon receptor complex; nucleus. The transcript is spliced from 12 exons. Gene Ontology annotation, molecular function: DNA-binding transcription factor activity, RNA polymerase II-specific; RNA polymerase II cis-regulatory region sequence-specific DNA binding; protein dimerization activity. The record is from RefSeq and is a predicted model, not a curated record.